AUGGCUUCAGAAGAUAUCCCCGUUACUAACGAAAGCAUGGGGCAGCCUCUUUCGGCGAAGAACCAGGUCCUUACCGCUGGCGCUGCAGUGACACAGGAGUUUCGACCGACAAAGCACAUUUGUGCUCAUCUCAACGCUUUCCAUGCCUACGCCGAUGAUCCCUCUCGCUUCGUGGAAACAAACCAUUACUGCGCCCAUCUAAACGAGGACGUCCGCCAAUGUCUCCUCUACGACUCCGACACACCCAACGCACGCCUCAUAGGAAUAGAAUACAUGAUCACCCCCAAGCUCUACGAAACACUCGACCAACAAGAGCGCCAACUCUGGCACUCGCACGUAUACGAAGUAAAGUCGGGAAUGCUCAUCAUGCCGAACCGCGCUGUCCCCGAAGCAGCUUGGCAGGUAGCUGAGAACUACGAGAUGGAACAGGUGGUGCAACUGUACGGAAAAGUGUAUCAUUUGUGGCAGACGGACCGCGGGGAUACGUUGCCCCUAGGAGAGCCGAAGCUGAUGACGAGUUUUACGGCGGAUGGGCAGUUUGACUUUGAGAAGCAUGUUGGGGAGAGGGAUGCGAGGUUUGGCACGGAUUGGAGGGUUAAGAAGGAGGCGAGGAAGGAUAUUCCGGAGCCGGUUAUUCAUGAUGAUGCGGAUCGGGCUUGGAAGCAGGCCUAA
Messenger RNA from Fusarium pseudograminearum CS3096, 672 nucleotides. RefSeq lists its product as uncharacterized. The transcript has 4 exons. Bases 1 to 672 code for a protein of 223 amino acids. Lineage: Eukaryota; Fungi; Ascomycota; Sordariomycetes; Hypocreales; Nectriaceae. The record is from RefSeq and is a predicted model, not a curated record.